This is a messenger RNA of Trichomonas vaginalis G3, 1575 nucleotides long. Its product is annotated as glycine-rich protein family. NCBI's taxonomy places the organism in Eukaryota, Parabasalia, Trichomonadida, Trichomonadidae. The record is from RefSeq and is a predicted model, not a curated record. The transcript has a single exon. Bases 1 to 1575 code for a protein of 524 amino acids.
AUGGGAACUACUGAAAUAUUAAGGCAUGCUGGGGAUGGCGGUAGAGCUAUAACAAUAUUACGAAACACAUUUGGAGGAGGAGGGCGUGGGUUAAGUACAUAUGAUGAUCAAUUCUAUUCAUCAUCAGGAGGAGGAAUGAGUUUCAUUUCGAUUGGUGAAGCUAAAAAUGAAAGUGGAAUUCUUUUUGCCGGUGUUGGUGCUGGAUCUGGUGCUGGAACAUUUUUUAAUCGAUAUACAUAUGGUGGAUUUGGAGGAGGAGUUUCAGGAGGAGAUGGAUCACGUUGCAGUGGGUAUUAUAGUAAUUCACGAUGUGGAAAAGGUUGUAGUCAAACAAGCUCUGGAACAAAUUAUGCAAAUUCUAAUAAUAAUGGUGGUAAAUUUUAUGGAGGAAAUUGUGAAGCUUGGGGCCAUCAUGAGGCUUCAGGAGGUGGUUCUGGCUAUUAUGGUGGUGCUGGUGGAGAUUACUUUUCAGCUGGUGGUGGUGGAAGUUCUUUCAUAAAUGAUUCUUUUAUCAAGAAUGGAAUAAUCAUACCAGGUAACGAAUCAAUGCCUUCACCAUACUCAUUCCCAGAAAGAAUGAUCGGCAACCGAGGCCAUGGAUGCGUGAGAAUCACACCCAUUGUAAUUAAUAUAGAGAUAUUAACGCCAAAAAGAAGUUGUUAUUAUCCUGACACGAAUCUGACAUUAGAUCUUAUAUUAUUUACACAUAAUUUUAAUGAUGUAUACAACAUUUCUAGAACUGUUAACUCAUCUGGUCUACAAGAUUAUGAAUUAGUUCAAACACAUCAAGAUGAAAGCCAGAAUUAUAUGUUUAAUGACACGUUUAAAGUACCAAGUGAAAGAGGUUAUUAUCAAAUUUCUUAUUUCAUGUUUUCUGAAUCAGAACCAGUUUAUAAAAUCGAAGACUUUAUUUUAGUCAAUAAAGUCCCAGAGAUAUAUUUAAUACAAGAAAUGAAGAAAUAUUAUAAAAGAGGAGAGCGAAUCACAGUCGAACUCGAAGGAAUAAGUCUUGGAAACAUCACAUUUAAAUGCAAAUGUUACGAUAAAAUUAUAAAUUCAAGUUCAGAAAUGAUUUCGAAUGAUUCAUUUGUUACAGGUACAAUAGAAAUUGAUCUCAACAAUUUCCCUGUUAGUUCACAAAUUCAUUUUGAUUUUUAUGCAGUUGAUGAAUUUGGAAUAGAAUCUAAUAUUAUUCAACAAUAUGUUUUGAUUGUUGAAAGGAAUCCUCUAGAGAUAUCUAUCAAUCAAAACAUAUCAACAUAUUUCAAUUCAAAUCAGAAAGUUAUCAUCCAAGGACAAGUUAAUAAUGAUACAGAAUUUAAGAUGUAUUACUCACAAGACAAGAAGCAAUUUGAACAAAUAACAAGUUUUAAAUCUAAUAAUGAAUUUUCAAUUGAUCUUGGAAUUCGACAACCAGGAAUAUACAACAUCCUAUUAUAUUGUAUUGAUUCCAAUGGAUAUAGGUCAAACAUUAUUAAUCAUCAUUACAUUGUUUCAGCAAAUUCUUGUAUGAGAUCAAAUGAUGCUGAUUCAAAUACUUUCCAAGCAUGCAAUCAUAUUAGAAGAAGGCGUUAA